CAGUCCUGCUUUGUUCUCAGACCUGUAACUUCUGCAUUGAGCUUAUCAGACAGCACGGCUACACUGAGAGAAACAACAUUCACUCCAAUUGAAUCCAGGUGACGAGUGUCAUGGCAGUCCAGUCUGUGAGAAUGGUGACUGCCAACAUGUUACUGAGUGUCUUCUUCCUCUCAGGUGCUUUGGAUGCUGAUCCGUCGGUUACGGAACUAUUCAUGACUGCACCUCAAGAGAUGGAAGCACUGAGUGGAUCUUGUUUGCAAAUCCCCUGUAACUUCAGUGCUAAAUCAGAAAAUAGAUUCAACAGCACAAGAACAACCUACGGAGUGUGGAUCAAAGAUACCGUUGACUUUGCCAACAAUCCAAAUGAUGUGAUUUUCAACAGUAGCAGGGUGGAUAAUACUUAUCCAAUGAAUCUAACUGGAGACCUGAGUCAGCAAGACUGCACCACUUUGUUUUCCAGUUUAAUCACAACAUACACAGCCACAUACUACUUCAGGAUGGAGAACGGUCCAUUUGUAGCAACAGCUGAUCGUGAUCCUCUUAAAAUAACAGUUAACGAUUCUCCUCCAAGUCCCAGUAUUGAGAUUUCAGGUGUUCUGAAGGAGAAGGAGUCUGUCUCUAUAAGCUGCUCAGCUCUCACUCCCUGUCCACACUCUCCUCCUAAACUCACCUGGAAUCUCCUAGACCCUCAUAACAUUAUAGAGGAAAACACAGAUCGAACCUUCACAACUAAAAUCCAGAAGAACUUCACUCUGUCAGACAAACAUGAUGGAUUAAACAUCAACUGUUCUGCCAGUUAUCCUGUGAAUGGAGGAAAAGAUUUCUUGACGGCAGAGCAGAAUAAGACUCUCAAUGUUUCAUACGCUCCCAAGGACACCUCUGCGUCCAUCAGUCCAUUAGGUCAGGUGUCAGCAGGUAGCUGGGUGAACCUGACCUGCUCCAGCAGAGCCAAUCCUCCCAUCAGCAGCUUCACCUGGUUCAAGAACAGCAAAGAUGGACCCGUCAAUGUAUCUGAAGGAGACGUUUACAGCUUUAAUGUCACUGAUGGAGGAGUUUAUUACUGUGUGGCCAUCAAUGGGCUUGGUAAUGAAAGAUCAUCAGAGGUCCAUAUUACUAUUGAAGGAGGCAAAGAUAACCCUCAAGAAUUGGCUGCUGUUGUUGGAGGAACCAUUGGGCUCAUCGUACUCAUCGGCCUGGUUGUCUGUGUUUGGCGUUUAAAGUCGACACAUCAAACUGCACAACAGAGUCAGAAUCUGACUGUUGAAGAGACAGCAAGUGUACCAGAAGAGGACAUCCAUUACGGAGAGAUUAACUUCUCGAGGCGUGGACCUGAACUCUCCUUAGCCUCGGUGCAGGACAGUGGAGAGCAUCAGGACACGCUGUAUACACAGGUCAAAGUGUCCAAGACCGCGAAAAACGCAACACAGACUGAUGACGUCCCCGAGGAUCUCUACGCUAAAGUGAAGAAAUAAUGAGUGAUGUCUGUUUACUUUUUCAAGAAGUUUCAUCAGUCGGUUUGAAAGAGACAGGAGAAAAUGCAAUCUUCAGUUAUUUAAAGGGGAACUCAAAACCUCCACACACUGCAGCUCUGAAAGUUUAGCCAGUAAUCAUGAUGAAAUUCUUUUUUUUAGACCCGACAUAUGAUGCCACCUGUGAGAUGAGAAAUAUAGGUCCUUAGGCUCUGAAUAUGGAACUAUUCUAAAAGACAGCUCUGUACACACCUAACAAUGUACUAUAAUAUUAUAUUUACUUUUAAAAUGUCUGUAAUUUAGUUUCUUUCUUUACAUUUUCUACAAGGUGUGUUUCAUCUCAUUUACUGAUCUAUUCUAUUUCUUACAUCUUUUGCAUACCCUUUUGUAUUCAAAUUGUAUUUGUAUUGCUUCAUAAAUGAACAUGAGACACAUUCUCCCCAUUUGUAGAUAUUUAAUCAUUGCACUGAAAUAAAAACCAUAGCAUACAACUUCUAAACAUACCUAUUAAUCUCAGUCGUAUUUAUUGGUCCAACAUUUCACAUAUUACAUUACAUUACAUUACAUUACAGUCAUUUAGCAGACGCUUUUAUCCAAAGCGACUUACAGGAAGUGUAUUCAACAUAGGUAUUCAAGAGAACUACUAGUCACCAGAAGUCAUAAGUGCAUCUCCUUUCUUAAACAAGCAUCUCAAAGCAUAAGCCAGAGCAAAAGUAUAGUGCAGAGGCAGAUUACUAUGAAAACAAUAAUUGCAACAGACUAAUCCGAAUAUAGUAAGUGCUACAAACUACUACGAAUAGGAUAAGUGCAGUAAAUAAAUACAAAUUCAAUAAGUGCAGCGAACUGAUACGAAUACAGUAAGUGCAGCAACUAAUACGAGUGCAAUAAGUGCUACGAGGAAGGCUCCGGGUAGUACUUCUUGAAGAGGUGAGUU
Messenger RNA from Anoplopoma fimbria (sablefish), 2403 nucleotides. RefSeq names its product myelin-associated glycoprotein-like. The record is from RefSeq and is a predicted model, not a curated record. Lineage: Eukaryota; Metazoa; Chordata; Actinopteri; Perciformes; Anoplopomatidae. The transcript is spliced from 8 exons. Bases 111 to 1472 code for a protein of 453 amino acids.